Messenger RNA from Pieris rapae (cabbage white), 378 nucleotides. RefSeq names its product NADH dehydrogenase [ubiquinone] 1 beta subcomplex subunit 3 (gene ND-B12). The transcript has 2 exons. NCBI's taxonomy places the organism in Eukaryota, Metazoa, Arthropoda, Insecta, Lepidoptera, Pieridae. Bases 45 to 341 code for a protein of 98 amino acids. Gene Ontology annotation, biological process: electron transport chain; mitochondrial respiratory chain complex I assembly. Gene Ontology annotation, cellular component: mitochondrion. The record is from RefSeq and is a predicted model, not a curated record.
AUCAAGGCUAAAGUGAAAAUACAUUUAAUAAAUUUGAGAUAAAAAUGGGCUGUGAUCCACCAUAUGUUGUUCCAAAGUAUGAUAAAUUUUGCAGUAUAAAAGGCAUAGCACAGUUAGAGGAGCUCGAAAAGGCAUUAGCUAAGAAAGGCCUGAAGGAUCCCUGGAUAAGGAAUGAGAUAUGGAGAUAUCAACCUGGCUUCGGUACUAAAAUGCAAAAGGUCUGGUAUUUGUUUUUUCGAGGCCUUCCAGCAGGAUUGGCACUGACUAUCGCCACAGUGGCUCUUGAGAAGACACUCGGUGGUGGUGGACAUGAAGAACACGAGGAUCAUAAAAAACAUUAGUUAUAAUAAAAUUUGUCCCUGAUUUUAAUAAAUCUAG